This is a messenger RNA of Eruca vesicaria subsp. sativa (arugula), 1860 nucleotides long. Lineage: Eukaryota; Viridiplantae; Streptophyta; Magnoliopsida; Brassicales; Brassicaceae. The record is from the annotation of a GenBank genome assembly.
AUGCCGAGCUGGAGAAGUGACUCUGCCAUUAAGCUAAUUACAUACUCCGAGGAGCUUGUGGAUGGAAAACCACUCUACGCCUUUUCCAAUUCUCGUCCCGUGAAGGCUUUGAACCGUGAACCUGCUGGUCACGCCUUUCAUUCUGCUGCUCUCAAACUUCUUGGAUGUGCAGCGAAGCCUCGUUAUGCUAAAGGUAGCGAUAAGAAAGUCGGUGAUGACGAUGAUAAAGACGAGGAGUAUGUUAAUCCUUCAUUCAACCCCUUUGCCAACAAAUCAAAGAAGAAGAAAAAGAUGAGGCCUGCUGUUACACAGCAACAACAAGAAGACCACUACGCGUUGUUGGGAUUGAAAAGUUUGAGGUAUCUGGCAACAGAAGAUCAGAUAAAGAAAGGCUACCGCGAAGCUGCGUUGAAGCACCACCCUGAUAAACUCGUUAAACUCGUUCUGGCAGAGGAGACGGAAGAAGCGAAGGAGGCCAAGAAAGAUGAGAUAGAGUCUCGCUUCAGAGCGAUUCAAGAAGCUUACGAGGUGCUGAUGGAUCCAACCAAGAGGAAAAUCUUUGACUCCACUGAUGAGUUUAAUGACGUGGAGGAGGAUCUCUCUCCGCGAGAGUUUUUCAAGGUGUUUGGUUCAGCCUUUAAGAGAACUGCUAGGUUCUCGGCUGCGAGCUGUCAGCGUGUGCCGGAUUUAGGAGAUGAGAAUACGAAUCCUAAAGACGUUGAUAUAUUCUACAGCUUCUGGUUCGGUUUCAAGAGUUUGAGAAAGUUUACCGACCAAGAAAGGCAUGAUCCGGAGAAGGCAAGUUCGCGCCAGGAGCGGAGGUGGAUGGAAAGAGAGAAUGCCAAAAACAAAGAAAAGGCUAAAAAGGAGGAAAAUGUUCGAAUCCAGACUCUAGUGGAGAAUGCAUAUAGAAUGGACCCGAGGAUCGCGAAAAGAAAAGAGGAUAAGGAGCGGAAGAAGGAAGCCAAGCGUAUGGCUGAGGAGAAGCGGGAAGAGGAAGCUGCCGAGAAAGAGAAGAGAAGGAAAGAAGAAGCCGCGAAAGCUAAGGAGAAAGAGAGGAACCUCUUACGCAAAGAGCGUAACCGUUUUAGAACUCUCUCAGCUCAUGUUCUUGCUCAGCGUCUCGUCUCCAAGGAAGAUGUAGAGAAUCUAUGCAUGUCACUUAACUUCGAGCAGCUGCAGAAUCUGAACGAUACAUUGGGAAAUAAACAAGGGGUAGAGUUGGCAAAUGUGAUCAAAGAACACGAAGCCAACUCAUCUAAAGAGAAAGAAAGUGAGAAAGCGGAGCCAACUAAAUUAGAUAACACUCAGGAGAAGAAAGAAAAUGAGAAAGCGGAGCCAACUAAAUUAGAUAACACUGAGAAGAAGAAGCAAGAACAAUGGAGCAAAGAAGAGAUUGAUAAGCUGAAAAAAGGAAUUGUAAAAUAUCCAAAGGGGACAUCUCGGAGAUGGGAGGUUAUAUCAGAUUACAUAGGUACAGGGAGAUCUGUGGAGGAGAUUCUUAAAGCAACUAAGAGUGUUAUUCUCCAAAAGCCAGAUUCUGCCAAGGCGUUUGAUUCAUUCCUGGAGAAAAGGAAACCAACUGGUCCAAUAGCGUCACCUCUCUCCACGAGAGAGGAGCUCGGAGAAUCUCUACCAAUGGCAAACAAUGGUGAAGCAAGUGGGAGUUCGGAUACAGAUGGUUGGUCGAGUGUGGAAGAAAGAGCUUUGGUUCAAGCUUUGAAGACGUUUCCUAAAGAGACAAGCCAAAGAUGGGAGAGAGUAGCUGCUGCUAUUCCUGGGAAAACGGUGGUUCAGUGUAAGAAGAAGUUUACAGAGCUUAAGGAAUUCAUCAGAAGCAAGAAAAGUGGAGUAGUUUAG